This is a messenger RNA of Cucumis melo (muskmelon), 417 nucleotides long. RefSeq lists its product as uncharacterized. NCBI's taxonomy places the organism in Eukaryota, Viridiplantae, Streptophyta, Magnoliopsida, Cucurbitales, Cucurbitaceae. The transcript has 6 exons. The record is from RefSeq and is a predicted model, not a curated record. The coding region runs from base 1 to 417 and encodes 138 amino acids.
AUGUCAAAUUCUCUAUCAGAUGUUUCCAGAUUGUAUAAGGACCUAGUAUCUGCUCUUUUGAAGUCAGUUUCCGAAGCAUCGUGUGGGUCACUAGAUGACUUGGAGGACAAAGAAGAAUGUAAUGAGAUUGUUGAAGGACGAGCUGAAUUAAUAAAUGUUCUAAAGACAGUAAACUUUGAGCUUCAUGUUCAGGAGCCUUUCUUUACUCAGCUAAAAGAUGGCCUAAAGAGAGUGGAAGGAAGAUGUGUUGCUGGUAAUUACAAUCGAAUUCAGUCUGGAGCGUUGAUACUUUUCAAUAAAUGUUUGUUGUUUGAGGUUCAGGAUGUACGUCAAUACCCUUCAUUUUAUGCGAUGUUGAAAGCGGAGAGUCUUGAUAACGUUCUUCCUGGAGUAAAAACAUUAACAGAUGAAUUUUGA